AUGCUGCCAGGUCCUGUGACAGGACUAUUAUCCGGAGAUGAAGAUUUUGCUACCUCGACGUUGACGCUUAGAAAGCAAUCUUUACUUCCACAUCCCCCAGAGAUAACGAGUACUGCUUUGAGACCACCGCGAACGCUGCUGGAAAAUCGGGAUGGCGUCAAUACCUGCUCAGAAUGGAGCGUUUAUGGGUUUUCUUCAGACUAUGUAACAUGCGACAUCCCAUACACAUGUCUUUACACCUCAGUUAGCAGCAAUAACUACUGGGGCUGCCAACUCUUCAACGCCACCCUCCUCGCCUUGACAACAUGUCACGACUACUCUUCUACUUCGACCUCAACCCCUGCCAUCACCACCACCACCGACUUAAAGUCAUUAAGCUCCUCAAGCUCUACUACUCCCCGCGAGAAAUUCUGCGACGCAACCGCCCCCUACUGCAUCAACUGGCUAAUCUCCGCCCCUUCCUCUCAAUUCACGCAAUUCCAAUGCACAUCAAGCCUCCCCUCUUCGUCAUCUCAACGUACUCUCCUCAUUGUUCCUUGGCCUACGAGCGCAACCUCACAAAUAGACUCGGUGAUUACUUCGACGUUGUCGCCGACAACGAUGACGGUGAUGCCGAGUCCGAGUGCGACGACGGUAGUGGAAGAGGGUGGGCCGAGUAGCACAACGCUGAUUGCGGCUAUUGUGGAGACGUUGGGUGGGUUGGGGGCCUUUUUUCUGGGGAUGUUUGUUGCGAGGAGGAUGUUGAGGAGGAGGGGUGGGAAUUCGAGGUAA
This is a messenger RNA of Mollisia scopiformis, 771 nucleotides long. RefSeq lists its product as uncharacterized. The coding region runs from base 1 to 771 and encodes 256 amino acids. NCBI's taxonomy places the organism in Eukaryota, Fungi, Ascomycota, Leotiomycetes, Helotiales, Mollisiaceae. The transcript has 3 exons. The record is from RefSeq and is a predicted model, not a curated record.